Molecule: messenger RNA, 708 nt
Organism: Amblyraja radiata (thorny skate)
Lineage: Eukaryota; Metazoa; Chordata; Chondrichthyes; Rajiformes; Rajidae
Product: endogenous retrovirus group K member 25 Pol protein
Exons: 1
Source: RefSeq, a predicted model, not a curated record
AUGGGUACAGCACCGAUAGAAGGAAGAAUUGUGGUUCAGCUGUAUGCUCUAAGAGAGGUGGAUGAGCAAAGAAUUAAUGAUCAAGUAUGGGCCAAGGAAGGAAACAGAGGAGGUUUGCAAAUACCCGCUCUUCAGAUAGCAUUAAAUUAUGGUGCAGACAUAGUACGAGUAAGACAGUACCCCAUUUCGACCGAGGGACGAAAAGGCUUACAACCAAUCAUUGAGAAUUUAUUAGAGGACGGGUUAUUGGAACCAUGUAUGCCCCCCUACUAUACUCCGAUCCUACCAGUCAGAAAGACCGACGGGACGUUUAGACUCGUACAGGACUUGAGGGAACUGAACAAGGUGGUCCAAGCCCGACACCCGGUAGUGCCUAACCCUUACACCAUCAUGGGACGGAUACCCCCAAGCCACAAAUGGUUUAGUGUGGUAGAUUUAAAGGAUGCCUUCUGGAGCUGUCCGCUGGCAACAGAGAGUAGAGACUUAUUUGCCUUUGAGUGGGAAAACCUAAAAACCGGGCGAAAGCAACAAUUCCGGUGGGCAGUGCUCCCUCAAGGUUUUACAGAAUCACCAAAUUUAUUCGGCCAAAUUUUAGAGCAGGUAUUGGAAGAUUUCCCAGGUCACGGGGAAACGCAACUAUUACAGUAUGUGGAUGACCUCCUUUUGUCAGGAGAGACAGAAGAGGAAGUAAGGGACGCCACAAUAAGC